AUAACACGCGGUGCUAUUUUUUUUCUAUUCAUUUUUGUUUGAAGCAUAUUAGAUUGGUAUAAUAUUUCCCGGGGAGUGUUUAUGCUUGUUCAGGCAGCUGUCGCGUCAGUCUCAGGCAGACCCCGUGCGGAAGAUGACUGUACAUAACUUGUACAUAUUUGAUCGCAAUGGCAGCUGCCUUCAUUACAGCGAAUGGAACCGCAAGAAACAAGCCGGGAUCUCCAAAGAUGAGGAGUUUAAGCUGAUGUACGGGAUGCUGUUCUCCAUCCGCUCCUUCGUCAGUAAGAUGAGUCCGCUGGACAUGAAAGAUGGCUUUCUGGCGUUCCAGACCAGCCGUUAUAAGCUGCAUUAUUAUGAAACUCCAACGGGAAUCAGACUGGUGAUGAACACAGACCUCGGCGUGCCGAACUGCAGAGACACACUGCAGCAGAUCUACAGCACUCUGUAUGUGGAGUACAUCGUGAAGAACCCGCUGUGUGUGCUGGGCGAGUCUCUCCAGAGCGAUCUGUUCAACAGUAAACUGGACUCUUUCAUCAGAGCCUUGCCGUUCUUCAGCGUCCGCGCCGCCUGAUCACAAUAAAACAUCAGCUUCUGUUUAUACUCAGCGUCUGCUUCCUCUACCACAGUUCUUUUGUUAAAUAUCACUUUUCAUUUUUUGAAGACUCACAGAAUUGAUCAAAAUAAACGAUUCCUUUUUUUUUUUUUAAUUGUACGCGUGUUCUCGUGACUUGAUGGCAAUGACUUCACCAAGUUUCAUUUUACUUUGCCAUUCAUGUUCCUAUUUAUUGCUGUCAGUUAUUGCUGUUUUAAAACAUCAGUGUGUGGAGAUUUAUUGCAGAAUAAUGUUCAAAAAUGAAUUUAUGUGAUGUUUGAAAUUAAUAAAAAAUUUGCAGGAUAA
Onychostoma macrolepis is the source of this 898-nucleotide messenger RNA. RefSeq names its product trafficking protein particle complex subunit 1 (gene trappc1). Gene Ontology annotation, cellular component: TRAPP complex. The record is from RefSeq and is a predicted model, not a curated record. Bases 134 to 571 code for a protein of 145 amino acids. The transcript has 5 exons. Gene Ontology annotation, biological process: endoplasmic reticulum to Golgi vesicle-mediated transport. Lineage: Eukaryota; Metazoa; Chordata; Actinopteri; Cypriniformes; Cyprinidae.